AUGUGCACAGAUGCCAAUGACGAACUUUGGCAAGAAGACCCUUACGAAUAUAUACGCACAAAGUAUGAUGUGUUUGAAGAUUUCCUUUCUCCUACCACUGCUGCCCAGACACUUCUGUUUACAGCCUGUAGUAAGAGGAAAGAGGUACUGCAAAAGACUGGGAUUUUGUUACCAGAAUGCAUGUUGCAGAUUCACGUACUCCCUCUCUUUGGCAGUGGACUAGGCUACAUGAAAGCAAGGGCUUGCUGGGUACUUUACUACUUUUGUGAAGUGAAGUUCAAAAGUGAUCAGAACCUUCAAACAGCCUUAGAGCUAACAAGAAGAUGUCUGAUUGAUGAUAGAGAAAUGCUUGUGAAAGUGGAAGCUGCCAUUGCCCUUCAAGUAUUGAUCAGCAGUCAAGAAAAAGCUAAAGAAUAUAUCACGCCAUUCAUCAGACCUGUCAUGCAGGCUCUUUUUCGUAUUAUAAGAGAAACAGAAAACGAUGACCUUACCAAUGUAAUUCAGAAAAUGAUCCAUGAAUAUAGUGAAGAAAUUACUCCUAUUGUAGUAGAAAUGACACAACAUUUGGCAAUGACAUUUAACCAAGUAAUCAGGACAGGGCCAGAUGACGAAGGUAGUGAUGACAAAGCAGUUACUGCUAUGGGAAUUCUUAAUACAAUUGACACACUGAGGGUAGUUGAAGAUCAUAAAGAGAUAACCCAACAGCUCGAGGGAAUCUGCUUACAGGUCAUUGGUACUGUUUUACAACAACAUGUCUUAGAAUUCUCUGAGAUCUUCUCUUUAGCGCACAAUUUGACAUGUGAACAAGCGUCUCCACAGAUGUGGCAGCUACUACCCCUUGUAUUUGAAGUCUUUGAGCAAGAUGGCUUUAAUUAUUUUACAGAUAUGAUGCCCGCCCUUCAUAAUUAUGUAACAGUUGAUACAGACACACUUCUGACACCAAUUAUCUUGAAAUGA
Messenger RNA from Piliocolobus tephrosceles (Ugandan red Colobus), 957 nucleotides. Its product is annotated as importin-7-like. Gene Ontology annotation, biological process: protein import into nucleus. The coding region runs from base 1 to 957 and encodes 318 amino acids. The transcript is spliced from 2 exons. The record is from RefSeq and is a predicted model, not a curated record. NCBI's taxonomy places the organism in Eukaryota, Metazoa, Chordata, Mammalia, Primates, Cercopithecidae. Gene Ontology annotation, cellular component: nuclear envelope; cytosol.